Saccharomyces kudriavzevii IFO 1802 is the source of this 1047-nucleotide messenger RNA. RefSeq names its product GTP cyclohydrolase II (gene RIB1). Gene Ontology annotation, biological process: riboflavin biosynthetic process. The record is from RefSeq and is a predicted model, not a curated record. Bases 1 to 1047 code for a protein of 348 amino acids. The transcript has a single exon. Gene Ontology annotation, molecular function: GTP cyclohydrolase II activity. NCBI's taxonomy places the organism in Eukaryota, Fungi, Ascomycota, Saccharomycetes, Saccharomycetales, Saccharomycetaceae.
AUGGACAACAACAACAACAACAGCAGUAUUCAGGAUAGCAACAAGAAUGAGAUAGGCGGUCAGGGCGAUGGGGGCGAUGAUGGCGGCUUGCCUCUUGUACAAUGUGUCGCAAGAGCUCGCAUCCCCACUACACAGGGCCCGGAUAUCUUUUUGCAUCUGUACAGCAACAAUCGCGACAAUAAGGAGCAUUUAGCCAUUGUGUUUGGCGAGGAUAUACGGUCGCGGUCGCUAUUCCGCUGGAGACCUCAGGAGACGCAGCAGGAUAGAAUGAUCAGGGGCGCUUAUAUCGGCAAACUCUACCCUGGCAGGACGGUGGCAGACGAGGAUGAUAGGCUCGGGUUGGCACUAGAGUUUGACGAUACUACGGGGGAGUUGCUGGCCUCCAAGGCCACGACAUGGGACGUCCGCAACCGCACGCUGGUGCGGAUUCAUUCCGAGUGUUACACUGGUGAGAACGCCUGGAGUGCCCGCUGCGACUGUGGUGAGCAGUUCGACAGGGCCGGCAGACUCAUUGCGUGCGAUCACGAGGUCGCAAGCGGCAUCAAGGGCGGUAGCGGCCACGGUGUUAUUGUGUAUCUACGGCAAGAGGGUCGCGGGAUCGGGCUGGGCGAGAAGCUCAAGGCAUACAACCUGCAAGAUCUGGGGGCUGACACAGUACAGGCCAACCUGAUGCUAAAACACCCUGUGGACGCUAGGGACUUCUCGCUGGGCAAGGCCAUUUUGCUGGACCUGGGUAUUGGCAACAUCAGGCUGCUGACAAACAACCCGGAAAAGAUAAAACAAGUGGAUCACGCACCCCUUCUCAAGUGCGUCGAACGAGUGCCCAUGGUCCCCAUCCACUGGACAAACUCCAACGAAGGCAUAGACUCCAAGGAGAUAGAGGGCUACCUCAGGACGAAGAUAGAAAGGAUGGGCCAUCUGCUCACGGAGCCCUUGAAGCUUCACACGAAUGUUCAAUCUACUGAGGCAAACCAAACCCAAACCCAAACCCAAACCCAAAAGCAAAUGAACGCUGCGUUGUCAUCGACAUCCACGCUGGCAAUAUAA